AGCUGGAGAUAGACACCAGCAACCCUCCCAACCCCAUUAGCGACAAAGGGUGAACAGAAAAUGGAUGGAUGUUUAAACCUCCGUGUCAAACCAAGUUAAUAGAAUGUGGUAGAGGUGCUUUCAAUCAAUAUAUUUUACCUGUAUUUUUCAUUUUCUAAGAAUUUGUGAUGCUAAGAACCUUUAUUUACCGUAACUUGAGAGGAAAGCAGACAGACAGAGAAAAGGGAAAACGUUCUGCAAACGUGGGGCCAUGGAGUCGAAAUCGGCACGACUGUGCUGAGGAGUAAUUGCCUCUAAAUGUUUCAUGAUGUCUACCAUUUAAGCACAAGCUGUAUCCACAAUUAGAUUGUUUUUAAUCUAAACAAAUAACGUUUAAAAUCCAGUAAAUUUCAAAUGAUCACUCCAAGAACAGGAAACCCUGUAAGGCUUAUGGUUUCCUAAACUAAGAUUAGGCAAAAAUAGAGGGGAUUGUAUUUGAUCUAUGCAAUAUAAUUUUGACACUUUCAUGAUUUGGAUCUGCUUUUCAGUCAAAUCAUCCAUCCAGUAACAGAUUUCUGAUUGUCUUUUGUAAACAAAUAACUCCAACAGGUUUGCUCAUUGGCUUAGUUCUCUCAAGCACCAUUAAAUAAGCUCCAUUAAGUGGGUUUUCUUUGUCAAUGUGAUUUUCAUAGUAAAAAAAAAAAAAAAAUACUUUAAUUUUAAAAAACAGAAUUCUCCUCAAAAAGUUGGUUUAUUCAGUUUAAUUUAACUCGCAAGGUAUGAAAUGAAAGUUUACAAAGGUCGGUCCACGCCUAAAUCUUUUUUUGAGUCAACACACUGAACUCGGUACAAAUUAGUAGUUUUGUGUUUGCCUAUUCUUGCAGAGACACAGAAAGGAAGAAGAACGAAAAUUAUCAAUUUUUCCUCAUUGGGUUUCUUCUGUGUAAAGCUUAGAGCAAAAUCUCAAGCGUUGUGACUAUGACAGAGGACAUUAUUCAAUCUGACGUCUAUCUAUAUAUCUAUCUAUAUUUACAGAUAUAUCUAUAAAUAUAUAAUUUUUUUUUUUUUACACUGUAAUAAAAUGGAUGUUGAAUGUGCAGAGAACAACAAGGACAAAGACUCUGCAUUGUCGAUUAUGACUGAGCUGAAAGAUGGAUGCUUUUAUCCUAUGCUCAUUAGUUUCCCAGCAGCCUCACUGUUUUAGCCUUGAUGGCUGUGGCUAAUGUUCAUUCAUAGGGCGAGGCAAACAAAAUAGGUGUACUGGAAUGUAUGGUAAUAAUUCAAAGAUUUGCAAAUGUAAUACAUGAGUCAUGUGGCUAUUUUUGCUGCUACACACUUCCUGUGUACAUCAAAUACAAGAAAGCAAAGCAUAAUGAACUGUGAGGAUGUCGCCACCUGCUGCUAGAGUAAGGGAAAUGCUUUCAUUAGCGUUUAUUUUUUGCCUCCUGAAAACAUCAUUUAUUGAUAAAAUGUAAAUGUUUGAGCCAUCAUAAUGUUUUUUCAGAUAAAUGUUGCAAAUCUGCAGGGGAUAGCUUUUCAUCCAUUCAGGGUACCAGCAGGACAUUGAUGUAAUAUAAGAUGCAUGAGAAUACUCUACACAUCGCCUAACUGUAGGGUUCCUGCAGGCUUAUUUAUAUGGAUGAGUCAUGUUAUUUUAAAAGCUCAAACAGAUGCUCCAGUUAAUGGACUUUUUAAGUGAGGAGCUUGUUAAUAAAAAGCUGCAUCCUUGUUUCCAGUACUAUAGCUGCCAAGCACAUUCUUGUAACGAAAGAAUUACAAGAAUGUAAUUACAUUCUUAAUUACAAACCCCUCCCAACUGGCUUUUUUUUUUUUUUUUUUACAUUGGACCUUUUAUUGUCGCGGUGCAUUAACGCCUUUGCUCUUAUCAUUGCUCACUAAACUCACUGCCACCCCUGCCUCCACUCAAAACCUUCACCCACAUCACCCAUCUGAACCUCAUCCCUUCACCCACCCAGACUCAGACAGCCUCUACAGCUCCACCCGCCUCAGCCUGUCAGACGGGUCAGAGGACCAACUGGAUCGCCUCCAGCAAGUGGAGCUGGCCAGGAUGACGCCCAUGUCUCAGUGGAGGGCUGGCACCGUUCAGGCCUGGCUGGAGGUUGUCAUGGCAAUGCCUAUGUACAUACGCACCUGCUCGGAAAAUGUCAAGAGCGGAAAGGUCUUACUGGGACUAACGGAUGAAGACCUGGAGCUGGGUUUGGGCGUCAACAGUUUAAUGCACCGCCGGAAACUUCGCCUGGCCAUAGAGGAUUACAGAGAGGCUGAGAAUGGCAAAGAGCUGUCAAAGGCCGCAGAUUUGGACCACCACUGGGUGGCCAAGGCCUGGUUAAGUGACGUGGGACUGCCUCAGUACUCCCAGGCUUUUCACACUCACCUGGUGGACGGGCGGAUGCUGAACUCCCUGACCCGCCGUGACCUAGAACGUCAUCUCAAUAUCACCAAGAAGUUCCAUCAGGUCAGCCUGUUGCUGGGCAUCGAACUGCUGCAGUCGCUCGACUUCAACAAAGAGGUGCUGCAGGCUCGUCGGACACAGUGUGAGCACCAGAAUGAGGAUCCGCUCGUAUGGACGUCUCAUCGCGUCACGAAAUGGAUUAAAGAUAUUGACCUCAAGGAAUACGCUGACAGCCUCCUCAGUAGUGGAGUUCAUGGAGCUGUUAUGAUGCUUGACCCGUCUUUCAACACUGACUCAAUGGCUACAGCACUGGGAAUUCCCAGCAACAAACACAUGGUCCGGCGACAUCUUGAUGAGGAGAUGAUGGCACUGAUUGGCUCAGCCAGAGCAAAUACACAGCAAAGCUAUGAUCUUUCAGGUGCGGUAACGCCACCUACGCUGCUCCGGCAGAACUCUCUGACCAGACCUCCCAGCUCUAACACCCGACACACAGAUGACGAGGGUUCUUUAAGAAGGAGGGCGGUGAAGCCUCCAAUAGGGCUCAGCCCCAAAAAGCGGGGUGGGCGGGACCUGAGUUGCCAUAGCAGUUUUGGCUCCUUACCACUGGAAGUUCGAGAUCACACUCCCUCCAGAUCCGAAGGAAGCCCAAUCCGAGGAUACUCAAGCAUCGAGAUCACAAACGUGUGAUGGCAAUAGAGCUGAAAAUGCAGUGAAUACUCUGCUACAUAUACAGGACAGAUUGCACUUUGAAUAAAAGAGUAUGUUUUUUUUCUUGAUUUAAGUAAAUUGUGCACAAGCAAUUAUUUGCUGGUUUGGACUGUCACUUUUUCUUUUGCUCUAAUGUCAGAGAACUGACAGACUUAUUUUUCUAUUAUGUGUAUUAAUGUUUCUUGGUGGUUUGCUUAUGUUGACUAACACUUACAGUCAAACCGAUUAUUCUACCCAAAGAAUUGACUCUUUGUAUUAUACAGGCUACUUAAAGAUUAAAAAAAGAAAAGGAUUACAGUGUUAAAUGCUCUUGUUUCAUCCUGUUCUCUCCAUUGUGACACCUUCUUAAUGUGGUGGACAGUUGAGAAAAAUCUAAAUAAAAUUUAUAAGUUUUUAUGUGUAAAAUUUUUUAUGUACAAUCACACCAUUGUGUCUGAAGAAAUGUAGCACCUCCUUUGGAGAUCUAUCCCGUGCAGUAAAUAUUACAAUGCCAACAAAAGAUGUGUGCUGUAAUAAAAUGAAAUGAAAGUUUUGAAAAUGAAAGGAUAAAGAAUGCUUGUGAUCAAAUAAAGAUCAUAAUUCAAAUACAUCUGGACCAGUGAAAGUAAUUUUUCAAAUAAUACAAAAAAAAACAGAUGUUUCUCAAAGACACAAUGAGAUGAAACUAUAUUUCCCUUGCAAUGUUAUUGAUGACGUAAUAUUGUCCUUCAGAUGAUGGGAGAUUAAACAGGAUGGGACCAUCAUCUGUUAUUGUUUGACAACCAAGAGGCAGGAGGAGUUAACAAAGAAAUCGAAAAUUUUGUUUAAGCUAAAGCUUUUGAAUUUUGACAAUGAGUAAUUAAAAGAGUACUUGACCUUAAACACUAUUUAUCUGGUAUUACAUCUUUGAAGAUCUUUCACAUUGUAGGUCACAAUGUGAAAGAUAAAGAGAGUAUCUUAUAUACUUAAUGAUAAAGAGAGUAUCUUAUAAAUGAGUUCCAGAGCACUCACAUUUUCUCCAACACUACUUUUUUAAUCUGAAUGUUGUUGAUACAUUUGUUUUUCUGGUAGCUCACAAGAAGUGGUACUUCCCAAACUCAAAAAAGCCUUCAGUGCUGUACAAAAUUCACUUGGUAACUUGUAAUCUGCUUUGAAUCCAGUCACAUUCAAUUUUUAAACUCAAGAUCAAAGCUGAUAAGUUGCAUACCUAUAACAAUCUUGCUGGAUUGGGGGUUUCUCUUAGGCUAAAUAUCUUUGUAUUCUAAUUGACAAAAGGCUCAUAUUUAGACCAAACAGUGGCCUUUAUUUUGCAAUAAAUGUUGUUUCUGCAACCUUUCACCCAUUUUGCUUUAUGGGGAAGUUGUAUGCAUGCCUACGUAUUUCCUUUAAGAGACUGUAUAUGGUUGACUUAGUAUGUCAUGGUACUCUGAGUUUUAAAACAAGUCUCAAAGUGCCACUAUUUUGAUAUGAGAGUGUAUAUUAUUCUCCUCUGUCAACCAGAAGACUAAACCAAUACUAUAUAAUAAUUCAUAAAGCAAUUAUUAGAAUUCUGUAUAGCUACCUGCAAAGUUAUAUCAACUUAAACACUCCUUAUGCUCACAGAACAUUUAUCCUUUCCCAUUGAGUCCCAUUGACCUGGAUUGAAUUGGAGAAGUGGUCUUGUCAACAUGCAGCUCUAUCUGCCUGGAAUUAGUCGCAGAAUGUCUUAAAUUUCCAAGAGCUGGUCUCUCUGAACACUUUUAAGUUCUUAAAGAACCUAGAAAGUAAUACAUUCUGAUGCAGAUGCUUCUAAAACCUGAUUGUACUCUUUGUUGUACACUUUAAUGUUUAAGUUUUUGUGUGCGAAACUGUCCCUGUGCUGCUGUUUGGCCAUGCAUCUCUUGUAAUAUAGAUUUUUAAUCUCAAUGAGAUUAAUGUUUUCUGGUGAAAUAAAGGUGAAAUGAGAAA
Xiphophorus maculatus (southern platyfish) is the source of this 5026-nucleotide messenger RNA. RefSeq names its product kazrin-A-like. The record is from RefSeq and is a predicted model, not a curated record. The transcript is spliced from 7 exons. Gene Ontology annotation, molecular function: protein binding. Lineage: Eukaryota; Metazoa; Chordata; Actinopteri; Cyprinodontiformes; Poeciliidae. The coding region runs from base 2048 to 3079 and encodes 343 amino acids.